This is a messenger RNA of Pundamilia nyererei, 2289 nucleotides long. It is a transcript of the gene b4galt6, whose product is annotated as UDP-Gal:betaGlcNAc beta 1,4- galactosyltransferase, polypeptide 6. The record is from RefSeq and is a predicted model, not a curated record. Lineage: Eukaryota; Metazoa; Chordata; Actinopteri; Cichliformes; Cichlidae. Gene Ontology annotation, molecular function: UDP-galactose:glucosylceramide beta-1,4-galactosyltransferase activity. Gene Ontology annotation, cellular component: Golgi apparatus. Gene Ontology annotation, biological process: carbohydrate metabolic process; glycosphingolipid biosynthetic process. The coding region runs from base 636 to 1667 and encodes 343 amino acids. The transcript is spliced from 8 exons.
GCCAGCAGAAAAUGAAUCGGAAGUAUUACUUUUCUUUUUUCGUGAGUUUAUUUUUCCAAAUCAUUCUGCACUUAGUAGUGUUGAAUGCCCCAGCCGUGCGAGAUCACAGUGUCGACAGUUUGUGGAAUGAAUAGGCUUAUCAGCUUGAUUUGAUGAAACAGGGUGCCGACUGUGUGGAAAACGUUGCACCGGCUGAGAGCAGACUGAUGGAGAAGGCAGAGCGGUCCUGCCCCCCUCAAUGACCAUCUUCAGCUGCUAGCGAUAAAAGUUCUCGCUGGCGACACUCUAACUAUGGGCCAGUACCAUGAAAUCCCUUAACUACUGCUGCCACUAAGUCGGUCGUGGAACUCUUUCACAAUGCCCGGCUGCUGGUACAGCUGGAAGCUCACAGUAGCCUGAUAGUAACGUUACAGGCCUGCUUUUACCAUCUCGAAAUUUCUUGGCAGGUGAGAGCAGGCCAGCUAGCACUGCUAGCGUUAGCCUUUUCCGCACUGCACCUGUAGUUUUUGAUAGUGCAGUUUUUUUCCUCUGGCCACACCUGUGCAUUGACAUCUACCAACUGGAGGAACAUUUAACUUCAAAAAGUAUUUUUAUGGGAUUCUUAUCGGCGAAGAGAGAAGCGGGCAUAAGCUAAAAUGGUGAACUGGAGGCGGCUGCUGCGAAUGUCCAACCGAUCAUUUUUGGCCUUCAUAUUCAUCUUCUCCAUGUCCACCACUUGUCUCUACUUCAUUUACGUGGCUCCCGGAAUAGAUUAUCCUGAUGGCACUAACUCCAGUGAAUACCUGGCCCAACCAACUACUUACCUCCCUGAGAACUUUACCUACGCUCAGAACCUCCCUUGCCCAGAACGAUUACCUUCUAUGAAGGGCCUUAUGGAAGUAAAUAUGACAGAGGUCCCUAUGGAGGUGAUAGAAAUGAAGUUCUCCAAGUUUUUUGGCGUCGAGUUUGGAGGCCAGUGGAAACCAAAGGACUGUAGACCUCGCUGGAAGGUGGCCAUCCUUAUUCCAUUUAGAAAUCGCCAUGAACAUCUUCCCAUCCUUUUCCAACACCUUAUCCCCAUGCUUCAGAGACAGCGACUGCAUUUUGGCUUCUACGUCAUUGAGCAGAGUGGAAGCCAGCCAUUCAACAGAGCCAUGUUAUUUAAUGUGGGAUUCAUGGAAGCUAUGAAGGACUUGGACUGGGACUGCUUGAUUUUCCAUGAUGUUGACCAUAUCCCUGAAAAUGACAGAAACUACUAUGGUUGUGGUCAGAUGCCACGCCACUUUGCUGCCAAGCUGGACAAAUACAUGUACAUUCUUCCAUAUAGUGAGUUCUUUGGUGGUGUGAGUGGGCUCACUGUGGAUCAGUUCUGGAAGAUUAAUGGUUUUCCCAAUGCAUUUUGGGGUUGGGGUGGAGAGGAUGAUGACUUAUGGAACAGGGUUCAGUAUGCCGAUCUGAAUGUGACACGACCAGAGGGGGAGAUUGGCAAGUAUAAAUCAAUUCCUCACCAUCACAGAGGAGAGGUGCAGUUUCUUGGGAGGUAUAAACUCCUAAGAUAUUCCAAAGAGCGGCAACACUUGGAUGGUCUCAACAACUUGCGUUACAGUCCACACAUCUCGCUUAGUAGUCUCUACAAGAACAUCUCUGUGGACCUUUAUCCUGAGCUUGCCCCUAUCACAGAGUACUGAACUGACCCAGCCACAUCUUCCUGCACUCCCUGAGCUCACCCUGUUCUCUUCCAGUCUGACCUCCUGGUGUUAUCUUCAGCAGUUCAGAGGUAAAGCUGUGGAGAAGAGGUGGCACAGGCUCUGAGGGAUAAAGAGAAGCGCCAUAUAAUGCUGCCAAGAAAUCUUGCUGUGGAAAAAAUCCAAUCCAAAUAAAAACGUUUUUUUGCGUUUCAAAGGCAGUGGCUAGUUUCUAAAGAUGAACAAUUCAUUCUGUGUGUCAGUUGAAAAAUGUGUGGGUGUGCUGAGUGUGAAUUGAUGGGUUUGUUGCUGCAUGUCAUUUUGUUUGUACCAGCUUAACUACAAGUCGACAUUAAUCUUGAGCAGCAGUGAUCUCAACUCUAAUGUUUACUGCAAAGCCUUAAUGUGGCAAAACCACAGCUCCCUGCUCUCGGCUCUGCACUGCUUCACGUCUGAUGUAUAAAACCAUCACCUUACAAGCCAAUAAACAUGUUUGGUUUUUUUUCUCAACUUUUAUUUUAUUUGUUUGAUACAUAUCAUUUUGUUAUAACAGUAAUCUUUUUAAAAGAGGGACACACUGUUAACAUUUAUAUACAUAUAUAUGUAUGAUGUACAUUUUUUUUCU